AUGUACCGACCACCCUCUCUGGAAAACAAAGAACUGAUGGCCCUUUAUGGAGGGGAAAGAGACCACUUCUUUGUCAGAGAUGAGGACUGUACCAGUGAGGAGUAUGAUCUGGACUCAGAGUGCAGCGAGGAAGGAAAAGGUGGCAGAAGCCUUCGCAGCUCUCUGUCCCUGGAAAUCUACGGUCUGCAGAGGGAGCAGCAUGUUUACUUCUCCAACCAGGAGUACUACAGGAGGCUGGAGGAGCUGAAGAACGCACACCUGAGGAACAUGGCCGAAUUGGAGAGGAUGUACAUCAGUCAGGGCAGGGAGUGGCACGGAGAGGAAGAUGAUGGAGGUCUGGCGGGAGGGAGAAACACAGAAGCCAGGCAGUCAGUCAGUUGGUGCUCUGCCAGUAAACUCCAAAGGAUCAAUUCUCAGGAGGAGUUGGACUUCCACGAGACAUCAAGUGGAUCUGACCAAUCAGAGCUCUGUGGAGAGGACAGCACGGGGGAACUGGAGCUGGGCAAUAGAAGAAGGAGCCCCGGCCAGUACCGAACCUUUGGGAGAGACAUCCUGCUGAGCCCAGAAGAAAUGACCACCCAGAAGCAGUUUCGAGUCCAGCCCAAGGCCUCGUAUCUGAAACCGCAAGGAAGAUUGUCCCGUCAAACUGGACUCAGGGUUCAGUCCAACUCCAAGGUCACUGUGCCCAAACCCUUCCAGAUGAUGCUGAGAGAGGAGAACAGGAAGAAACACAAGGUGCGCACGCGCUCAGAGAUCGAGCUGGAGAACACGUUACUGAGACGGGAGUUGGAGGAGCUCAGAGAAUGCCAGAAAAAGUUCCGGGCAUCACCUGCACCCGCGCACAUACAUCUGCCCCUCUAUGAAAUCAUCAGCCGUCGCUCCAGUCAGCGGACCAACCAAAGAAGAAGCGGCGGUAAUAACGGCAACCGUGUCUCCAAAAGCAACCAUGCCUCUGCUGCAGCUUCGCCACAGCCUUUUCAUUUCCUGGAGAGAGAGAGAAGGAAGAGGGAGGCAAAGAUUGUUGCAGAGCUGGGAAACCUUGGCCAGAAAGAAGAGCGACAGGCUUUCAAGGCUAGGCCCAUGCCCAGCUCUGUGUAUGGCACCAGACACAGAGCAGACUCCAAAACCACAAACUGCCAGCCCCGGUCUCUAACCAUCUGCACAUCGGAGAGGGAGGCCACGGAGGGUCAAAGUGAUCCAAACUCUGACCUGGAGUCGGAGGUGCUUCAGUCCAGGUCAGACAGCUCUCCUGACUCCUGCAGGCCUCAGAGAUGUCUGUCCUCCAAGCCAGUGAAGAAGCAGAUAGAGCUGUCCAUCGAGAUGGUGAAGGAGAGGGAGUGGUCCUACACUGACCCGAUCAAAGCCACUGCCUGUAACAUCUGCUCACCUCUGCCGCUGGGUGGCCAGGAGCCUCUGCUCUCUAACAAGAGUGACUGCAUCAGUGUGUGA
This is a messenger RNA of Toxotes jaculatrix (banded archerfish), 1449 nucleotides long. Its product is annotated as protein FAM161A-like. Gene Ontology annotation, cellular component: cilium. Bases 1 to 1449 code for a protein of 482 amino acids. The record is from RefSeq and is a predicted model, not a curated record. Gene Ontology annotation, biological process: cilium organization. The transcript is spliced from 4 exons. NCBI's taxonomy places the organism in Eukaryota, Metazoa, Chordata, Actinopteri, Toxotidae.